Exophiala bonariae is the source of this 2910-nucleotide messenger RNA. RefSeq lists its product as uncharacterized. Gene Ontology annotation, molecular function: single-stranded DNA binding; ATP binding; single-stranded 3'-5' DNA helicase activity. The record is from RefSeq and is a predicted model, not a curated record. The transcript has 2 exons. Gene Ontology annotation, biological process: double-strand break repair via break-induced replication; DNA replication initiation; mitotic DNA replication. Gene Ontology annotation, cellular component: MCM complex; nucleus. Bases 1 to 2910 code for a protein of 969 amino acids. Lineage: Eukaryota; Fungi; Ascomycota; Eurotiomycetes; Chaetothyriales; Herpotrichiellaceae.
AUGGCGAACCUUGUAGAUUCAAUCCUCAACUCAGAUGCCUUUGCGGCGACUCCAUCUUCUCAACGACGAGGUCAAAGUGAUUUUCCCUCAUCCUCGCGACCGCGACCAGCACCAUCAGAGAGCGCCGGACUCCCAUCUGAAGCCGACAUAUUUCCCGACGACGAGAUAGUUGGUGUGGCGAGCGGGCGGAAUCGAAAUCCCAGGGAUCGAAACGUUUCGCAACUUACAGAUGUAACCGCAGAACGAGUCGCGCAGGCAUUCGAAGAUUUCCUCGAAUCUCACAGCGAAGAACAGACGUCCUCAACGCCUGCGUCAAGCGAACUGAAGACGAACAAAUACUACAUCAACCAGAUACAUGGUCUACGAGAGUUUCAGCUCUCCACACUUUACGUCGACUACCGCCACUUGUUGGCAUAUAAGGAGGGCACGAUUCUUGCAGAUGCCAUCUCCGGCCAAUACUACCGGUUUCUGCCUUACCUCAUCAAAUCACUUCAUAACCUUCUCUCGAAAUACGAGCCUACCUACUUCAGAGAUCACAGGCAGACGACCAGUGGUGCUUCUCAAGCGGGCACCUCAGUCGCAGGAAACGCAACUAGCGAGGGUAGCACACAAGGAGAUAGGAAUGUCAACCAGCAAACAGACAAACUUUUUACGCUUGCAUUCUAUAACUUACCCCUGAUCUCUCGAGUGCGCCAGUUGAGAACCAACCAAAUCGGCAAACUAGUUUCGGUCUCCGGCACUGUAACGAGAACAUCUGAAGUACGACCUGAGCUGGCUCUGGGCACCUUCAUUUGUGAGGCAUGCAACACCACCAUACCAAAUGUCGAGCAGACAUUCAGAUAUACUGAGCCCAGCGUUUGCCCCAACCUCACUUGCGGCAACAAACUGGCUUGGAGACUCGACAUCCGGAAUAGCACCUUCGUGGACUGGCAAAGAUGUCGAAUUCAAGAGAAUAGUUCUGAAAUUCCCACAGGAAGCAUGCCCCGAACUAUGGAUGUGAUCUUACGUGGAGAGCAAGUUGAACGAACGAAACCUGGUGAGAAAUGUGUCUUCACUGGAACAUUGAUCGUCGUACCGGAUGUGUCUCAGCUUGGUCUCCCGGGUGUCCGACCAGAGGCAUCAAAAGACAAUAGGAAUUUCCGUGGUGGUGAUGCAGGUGGAUCUGGCGUCACCGGACUGAAGGCUUUGGGCGUCAGAGAUCUCACAUACCGUAUGGCAUUCCUAUCCUGUUUCUCGAGCCCCGAUACCACAACUCCAGGGCAAAGUGCCAAUCAGCUCAAUGGACAGUCUACAAACAUCUUGAAUUCUCUGCACCAAACAGAUCUGUUUGACCAGUACGACAGCGGAGAGCGCGCCCAAGAGGCAUAUCUAGAGACCCUCACCCCUGCAGAAAUUGAAGAUCUAAGAACCAUGGUGCAUACCGACAAGAUAUACAGUAGGCUUGUACAGAGUCUUGCACCUAUGGUAUAUGGGCAUGAAAUUGUCAAAAAGGGUCUUCUGCUCCAACUCUUGGGAGGUGUGUCAAAGAAAACCCCUGAGGGCAUGGCUCUCAGAGGGGACAUCAACAUCUGUAUUGUUGGUGACUCCUCGACAUCAAAGUCGCAGUUUCUCAAGUACAUCUCAUCAUUCCUCCCACGGGCUGUCUACACCUCUGGCAAAGCAUCUAGCGCAGCUGGUCUAACAGCAGCUGUUGUCAAAGACGAGGAGACAGGCGAGCACACAAUCGAAGCAGGUGCACUCAUGCUUUCAGACUCGGGCACUUGCUGUAUUGACGAGUUCGACAAAAUGGACAUCAGUGAUCAAGUGGCUAUUCACGAAGCCAUGGAGCAACAGACGAUUUCCAUUGCCAAAGCCGGUAUUCACGCCACUCUGAAUGCACGUACCAGUAUUCUCGCUGCAGCAAAUCCAAUUGGAGGCAGAUACAACCGCAAGGCAACUCUCCGAGCCAACAUCAAUAUGUCGGCGCCGAUCAUGUCAAGAUUCGACCUCUUCUUCGUUGUCUUGGAUGAAUGCAACGAGAACAUCGACCGGCAUCUCGCAGAGCACAUUGUCAAUCUCCACAUGCUCAAGGACGAUUUCGUUCAACCGGAGUUCUCAACCGAGCAACUCCAACGCUACAUCCGCUUUGCACGCACAUUCAAGCCCGUCUUCGAGCCCAGCGCCAAAGCAGUCCUCAUUGAGAAAUACAAGGAGCUGCGCGCCAACGACUCCGGUGGUAUCGGACGCAACAGCUACCGCAUCACAGUCCGACAAUUGGAAUCCUUGAUCCGACUGAGCGAGGCGAUCGCCAAAGCAAACUGCGUCGAGGAAAUCACUGAGGAAUUCGUCCUCGAGGCAUUCAGCCUUCUGCGCCUCUCGAUCAUUAGUGUUGAGAAAGACGACGUAGACGUCGAAGACGACGAGGACAACUCACAGCAAACACGAACAGGCGCUGACGACAACGAUGACGACGACGACGCAGAUAGCCCCAUGGACGACGGCGACAACACCUCAGGCGCGGCACAAGCUCGAGCACCAACAGCAGACGGCACACCCGCGCCCUCGAAGCCGACCACGAAAAUCACGUUUGAGAAAUACCACCAGAUCCAGAACCUACUGGCGACGAAGAUUCGCGACGACGAGGACGCGUCCGGCCAAGGCCCCGAGCACGAGGAGCUGCUGCUGUGGUAUCUCGAGCAGAUCGAGGAGACCUUGAGUACAGAGGACGAGCUGGAGAAUGAGCGCUCGCUGGCUAGGAAGGUGUUGAAGCGCAUGAUCAAGGACGCCGUGAUCAUUCCCAUUCGCGGCGAGGGGCUCGUCGAGGGUGAGGAUGGAGCUGAUGACGCGGCUGGUCCGUCGAAUGCCGCUGCGCAAGGUCAAUCGCUGUCAUAUGCUUUACAUCCUAAUUGUGGCAUCUUUGAUGACGAGUAG